AUGGACGCUCUGCACAUGUUCCGCUACCGGCGGCCACCAAAGAAGGAGAUAUACGCGAAGCUUCUUGCCCUGUGCGCGUUUGGCGUCUUCUGUGCCGUUGUCGGGUUCAACGUGGCGCAUCUUCCGCUCCCGAGCGCGAAGCGCGGCGUUUUGGAUGUGAGCAUUCCAGCUGCGGACCACGAUUCAUUCAAGGUCCCGACCCUUUCCUCGGCAGAUCGCGUCAGGCUUGAGAAGCUCAGCACCCAGAUAACUGUGCCGUAUCUGACGCCGUGGGGCGAGGGUGAGCGCCCCGCAAUUUGUUUCAUGUGGUACCUUCUCUAUCGCAGCCUCAAGCCAGAUUUGGACAAGUUGACGGCAAAUCUGCUCAACACCUCGACCAUCAAUGCGACCGCCUCCGAGAUCGGCAGCGCAGCCACACACAACCAGCGCAAGGUUGUGAUUGACGUUGUUGAAAGCCACGAAGGAUACAUUACAACGUCGCUGGCACACUUUUUGCCCACCACAUACGUCUUCAGCGUCGUGGCAAGCGCGCCUGCAGAGCAGCAGUAUGGAUGGCGCCCCCUGGAUCCGCGCUACCGACGCGGUGCCAAGGACGCGUACGACUUCGGAUCAGAAGACCUCGCAGCAAAACGCCAGGCAUACGCAGAGAGGGUAGCGACCAAGGUGGUACGGGUGCUAGCGAACCCCGUCGCUGAGGGGGCUGCUGAAGCCUCGCAGCAGCCGGGCGUCAAUGGGGGGCAACCGGCCAUGGAGACAGGCGUUCAAACGGCGACCGCAGAAAAAUCCAGCGCCGGUGGUGACACCUUUCAGGGAAUUUCUCGACAGGCGGAGGCCGAAGCAGUCACACAGGUGACUCCGCCUCCUCAUGUGUAUCUGUGCGUUCCGCGGUAUAGCCUCAAUUCUAGCUACUACGCUAGCAUGGCAGCGCAAGAGCUGCGCGUCAGCUACCAGAUCCUCCUCUUCCCUCAUGUUGCCCUCCGAGGUGUUCGCACGUCAGCGGAGUUCGAUGUGGCGUUGCGUACACUCCUGGCGCAGGCUAACGUCGCCUCUUUCAUUGCGUUGCCGUGGCUCUCGGAGAGCGGCAACGUCGGCACGGGCAGCGCCACCAACGGUGAGCCAGCGCAUCAUCGCAGAUUGUUGCUUGAGCGGGAGCUCAUAGACUACGAAAGGUGGUAUGAGGACUACAGGUGGACCCCGUCGCAGGUGUUGCAGCGCGCACUGAGUUCGCCAGAUAUGGAGGCACAGUACCACGUCUCUAUUCUGCCCUUAGGGUCGAAGUGGUGGUUUGGGGCCCUGCGGCAGCUGUUCCGUGUGGAGCUACAGAGAAAGCACGACCGGUCUGCUGCCAACGUGGCGGUCCGUUUCACCACGAUUACCGUAGACACUGCAAGUGCCAGGGCAGAUGGCGCGCUCGCGGCUAUCGACGGAUCAGGCACUAACACCCCAGCGGCUUCGCCACUCCCCUCGCUCGUCGCGAACAUGUUUGGCUGCGCUGCGAGGCAGGUUCUUCUUGGCUGCGUGGAACGUGAACACCAUAGCAGCUGUGAGCAAUUCUCAGAGGUUCACGUACUGUAA
Leishmania major strain Friedlin is the source of this 1575-nucleotide messenger RNA. RefSeq lists its product as hypothetical. The record is from RefSeq and is a predicted model, not a curated record. The transcript has a single exon. NCBI's taxonomy places the organism in Eukaryota, Euglenozoa, Kinetoplastea, Trypanosomatida, Trypanosomatidae. The coding region runs from base 1 to 1575 and encodes 524 amino acids.